Acytostelium subglobosum LB1 is the source of this 336-nucleotide messenger RNA. RefSeq lists its product as hypothetical. Gene Ontology annotation, cellular component: cullin-RING ubiquitin ligase complex; nucleus. Bases 1 to 336 code for a protein of 111 amino acids. Lineage: Eukaryota; Evosea; Eumycetozoa; Acytosteliales; Acytosteliaceae. The record is from RefSeq and is a predicted model, not a curated record. The transcript has 4 exons. Gene Ontology annotation, biological process: ubiquitin-dependent protein catabolic process; protein ubiquitination. Gene Ontology annotation, molecular function: ubiquitin protein ligase activity; cullin family protein binding; zinc ion binding.
AUGGCAGACGUUGACACAGAGGCAUCAUCAUCAUCCUCCACAACUGCCUCAAAGGGAGGAAACAAGAAGAAGUUUGAGGUCAAGCGUUGGAACGCUGUGGCUCUCUGGAUUUGGGAUAUUGUUGUAGAUAACUGUGCUAUUUGUAGAAAUCAUAUUAUGGAUCUUUGUAUCGAAUGUCAAGCCAAUCAGGCUUCAAACACCAGUGAAGAAUGUACUGUUGCUUGGGGUAUUUGUAAUCAUGCUUUCCACUUCCAUUGCAUUUCAAAGUGGUUGAAGACAAGACAAGUCUGUCCUCUGGACAACAGAGAUUGGGAGUUCCAGAAAUACGGAAGAUAA